Messenger RNA from Mixia osmundae IAM 14324, 312 nucleotides. RefSeq lists its product as uncharacterized. Lineage: Eukaryota; Fungi; Basidiomycota; Mixiomycetes; Mixiales; Mixiaceae. The coding region runs from base 1 to 312 and encodes 103 amino acids. The record is from RefSeq and is a predicted model, not a curated record. The transcript is spliced from 2 exons.
AUGGGACAGUGGCAAUCCCUCUCGAGUGUACUGGGCAAAGGUCCGUGCCUGAUCGUCCGCGGGUCCUGCUACUUGCGUCCAAAGGUGGCUGCACUCUCUCGCUUGCUUAUGUACGGUUGGGCAGACAGUCAGAUGAGCUGCUCAAGGACGGUCUUUGAUGACUGGAGAGCGAUAAACAGUCGUGGCUUUGUCGCUCUUUGCUCUCGUCUGGAGCUGCCCGUCCUUCUCUUUGUGCUGGCCCACAACAAUUACGACUUGCUCGGUAAGAUCAGAAAAUCGCACCACUUCCACUCGGCCGGCAUUCACCCGUAA